Eleginops maclovinus (Patagonian blennie) is the source of this 11793-nucleotide messenger RNA. It is a transcript of the gene arfgef3, whose product is annotated as ARFGEF family member 3. The record is from RefSeq and is a predicted model, not a curated record. Gene Ontology annotation, biological process: regulation of ARF protein signal transduction. The transcript has 42 exons. Bases 490 to 7290 code for a protein of 2266 amino acids. Gene Ontology annotation, molecular function: guanyl-nucleotide exchange factor activity. NCBI's taxonomy places the organism in Eukaryota, Metazoa, Chordata, Actinopteri, Perciformes, Eleginopidae.
CACAGGGAGCUGCUGUCAAUACUGUGUUGCCUGUUCGGAGAGAAACCCCCUUUAUGAGCGGAGCAGUGUGUGUGUGGCGCAGCAGCUUAGAGUGGAGGAUUAAAACACACCAGAUGUGGACACCGGGAAGAACACUGGAACUGGAUUCCAAAACACGGAGGAGGAAAUGACCGAGGAGGAUGAGGGAAGAGCAGUUAAUCAGUGGCUGAAUGGGUGACAGUUUAUUAGGAUUAUUUAUUUAUCUUUGACCCGACACCGGGGGAGGAUCCCUGGUCCUCCUGGACACCAAAGCGCUGGGUUUAUGCACUCUUCCUUCCUUCAGCUUCUGCCUGACAUCAUCGGCUGGUGGCUGGGAAUGAAUCAUCGUCUUCAUCAUCAGGGGGGGUCAGGGAUGCUUUCACUGCACCCUUAAAACACACACACACAAACACACACACAUAAACGUACACAAAGCCUCACUGCUCCGGCGUUAUUUGGGAUUUGGGAAGCAUGGAGGAAAUCCUGCGGAAGCUGCAGAAAGACGCGUCCGGACACAAGCACAGAUCCCUCCGCGACGCCUGCGUCUACGCCCGCGAAACCCUGGAGUGUCAGAAUGGAUCAUUCAAGAUUUCCCCGUCACAACUCCGAGAGCGCUGCCUGCUGCCUCUACAGAUGGCUCUGGAGUCUAAAAACACCAAACUGGGACAAACAGCGCUCACUGGGAUGCAGAAGCUCCUUUGUGAGGACAGGUUUGUGGGCGGGGGCGGUGUGGAGGUGGAGGUCCUGGACAAGCAGCUGCUCAGCCAGAUGUUGGAGGCCAUAAGAGUAACCCCCUCCCUCCAUGAAGACCUGCAGGUGGAAGUCAUGAAGGUGCUGCUGUGUAUCACCUACUCCCCAAACUUUGACAUAAAUGGAGACUCCAUCCUCCGGAUCGCUGAGGUGUGUAUCAGGACAUACAUGUCCAGCUGUCACCAGCGCAGCAUCAACACGGCGGUCCGGGCCACGCUGAGCCAGAUUCUGGGAGACCUGACGCUGCAGCUCCGGCAUCGACAAGAGGGAGCCGACGGAGACGAGGUGACUCCCCCCCCAUUACACAGAAGAGAUAUUUCUCCUACCAGUCAGUCGCUUGGUGAAGAUGUGGUGACGGUGCUGACAGUUUUCUGUGAAAAGCUGGAGUCAGUGGACAGUGAUAACCAGCUGCUGCAGCUGCUCUACCUGGAGUCCAUCCUCUCCAUGCUCAGCAGCUGUCCUCCCACAAUGCACCUGUCCAGAGGGUUCACAGACCUCGUAUGGAAGCAGCUGUGUCCGUCCCUCGUGGCGAUCAUGGGAAAUCCUGUCAACGACAAAACCAUCACCUCCCACCACGGCCACAUGGGGGCGCCGGACCGCCUCUCCGACAGACUCAGUCUAGGAAUCGGCCAGGAGGUGGAGCUCUUCGGUGGGGGGGUGUCGGAUCAGGGCCGAGGGUCCGGCUGCUCCUCCAGCGCCCCCGCCAGGAUCGCGCCGGUGGUGCGCACUGUGUGCUACAUCGCGGCGGAGCUGGUGCGUCUGGUGAACUGCGUGGAGUCCAUGAAGCCGGUGCUGCAGUCGCUCUACCACCGGAUCCUGCUGUACCCCCCGCCUCAGCACCGCACCGAGGCCAUCCGCAUCAUGAAGGAGAUUCUGGGCAGUCCUCAGCGUCUCUACGAUCUGGCCGGUCCGUGCGUGGCUGAACCUGAAACCCGGAAGCGUUCAUUUUCAAAGAGGAAGUCUCACCUGGACCUGCUGAAACUAGUGAUGGACGGGAUGACGGAGGCCUGUAUGAAGGGAGGCAUCGAGGCGUGUUACUCCUCGGUCUCCUGUGCCUGCGCUCUCCUCGGGGCCCUGGAUGAACUGUCCAAGGGCCACGGCAUCCAGUCUGAGCAGGCUCGGCUGCUCCUCCGACGUCUGGAAGACCUGAAGGACGGGACGGAGUCGACCCGGGAGUCCAUGGAGAUCAACGAGGCGGACUUUAGGUGGCAGAGACACAUCCUGGCUUCGGAGCAGCCUCCCUGGGACCCCAGCUCCUCCUCCAGCAUGGCCCCCGCCGAGCGCAGCCCCGACAUCAGCAUCAGCAUCACCACCGAGACGGGCCAGACCACCGUGGACCUGGAGGUGGAGGUGGAGGUGGAGGUGGAGUUGGAGGAGCCCAGCCAAACCUUUCCAGAGGACUGUGAGGAGGACACGCAUCUCCCAUCGCCAUCGAGUGGAGAGGGGACCAAAUGUGAUCCGAACCUGGAGGUGAACCAGCGGGAGGACGGGGGAGGGGAUAAGGAGAGACCGGGAGGAGGAGAGAGAGGAGCUGUGGUUCCUCCAGAUGUGGUGCAGCGGAGUCACGGCCUGGUUUACCCCGACAUCACCAACUUCCUGUCUGUGGAGUCCAGGACCCGGCCGCACCACGGGGCGGGGUCACGAUACAGCGAGAGCAACUUCAGCAUGGAGGAGCAGGACUUGUCCCGGACCGAGUUCGACUCGUGUGAUCAGUACUCCAUGGCUGCAGAGAAGGACUCGGGUCGCUCCGACGUGUCCGACAUCGGCUCCGACAACGUGUCCCUGGCGGACGAGGAGCAGCAGACCCCGCGGGACUGCCCGGGCCACCGCUCCCUGCGCACAGCCGCCCUGUCGCUCAAAUUGCUGCGCAACCAGGAGGCGGACCAGCAGAGCGCCCGGCUCUUCGUGCAGUCGCUGGCGGCGCUGCUGCCCCGCCUGCUGGGGCUGAGCACCGCCGCCGACGUGGACCUGUCUCUGCAGAACUUCUCCUCCACCUUCUGCUCCGGGCUGCAGGCCGGGGGGAUCCACUCCCCGGGAUUCGAGGCAGGCGACACUCUGAGCUGUCAGUCUCUGAUGAACGCCGACGGGCUGUACCUGGUGUCCUACUCUGCCAUGUUGCUCAACCUCAAGCUGUGCUGCUGCGACUACUACAGGAGGAGGACGCUCGCACCCGUCCUCAGCCUGAAGGAGUUUGGCCGUCUGAUCCAGAGCAGCGGGGUUCUGGUGGUUCUGUCUCAGGCCUGGAUCGAGGAGGUGUACCACCAGGUGUUAGAGCGCAACCUGCUGGGGGAGGCUGGGUACUGCGUCUCCCAGGAGGACCACUCACUGCCCCUCAUCACCAUGCUCACAGAUAUCGACGGUCUGGGCAGCAGUGCGAUUGGAGGUCAGCUGAUCAGAAGGGCGUCCAGCCAAUCACCACUUAGCUGUGAUAGGACGAGCAGCGACACGGUGACGGCAGGCGCCGUGUUCUCCCGCUUCAUCCUCACUGGCGUGUGGAAGAACCUGAUCGACGUGCUCUCCACGCCGCUGACGGGUCGCAUGGCGGGAAGCUCCAAGGGCCUGGCGUUCAUCCUGGGGGCCGAGGGGGUGAAGGAGCAGAGCCAGAGGGAGAGGGACACCAUCUGCCUGAGUUUAGACGGCCUCCGCAAAGCUGCUGCGCUCAGCUGCGCCUUAGGUGUGGCAGCCAACUGUGCCUCAGCUCUCGCCCAGAUGGCUGCAGCCUCCUGUGUUCAGGAGGAGAAGGAGGAGAGGGAGGUGGGGGAGAUGGGAGACACCAUCACACAAGUGAAGCAGCGUGUGGAGCAGCGUCUGGAGCAGAUGGCUCGUCCUCAGGGAGUCCGGUUGCACACGGCUCACGUGCUGUGCAUGGACGCCAUCCUCAACGUGGGGCUGGAGAUGGGCAGCCACAACCACGACUGCUGGCCCCAUGUCUUCAGGGUGACGGAGUACAUCAGCUCGUUGGAGCACACACACUUCAGCGACGGCUCCCUGCAGCCCUCCUCUCUGACCACCAUCAUGCAGCAGGGGGGGGCGGUGGACCUGGGGACGGAGCUGAGCUGCGAGCCCAGCCCGGAGGCCUCGGAGCUGGGCCUGAGUCAGCCCGUCAUCCAGCCUCUGUCCAUCCAGGAGCUGCUGAGGGAGAGCCGGGGCCGGGGCCUGGAGCUGAGGGGGGGCAGCCUGAUGACGGGGAACAGCGCCGCCAAGGCUGUGUGCACGCUGUCCACUCAGGCCGACAGGCUGUUUGAGGAAGCAGCCACUAAGCUGAACCUGGUGGGUCUGGUGGGUUUCCUGCAGCAGCUCAGGAAGGCCUCUCAGUGUCAGCUGUUCCACUCUGUGACCGAGACCGGAGACUACUCACUGGCAAUGCCAGGAGAGGCCAAGUCGACUCUGGAGCGCCGCAGUGCUCUGCACCUCUUCCGGCUGGGCGAGGCCAUGCUGAGGAUAGUCAGGAACAGGAACCGGCCCCUGCUGCACAUGAUGAGGGCCUGGAGCGUGGUGGCCCCCCAUCUGGUGGAGGCGGCGUGUCACAAAGAGCGCCACGUUUCCCAGAAGGCCGUUUCCUUUAUCCACGACGUGCUAACAGAGGUGCUAACGAGCUGGGCGGAGCUUCCUCUCUUCCACUUUAACGAGGCGCUGUUCAGACCCUUUGAGCACAUCAUGCAGCUGGAGCUGUGCGACGAGGACGUGCAGGACCAGGUGAUCACCUCCAUCGGGGAGCUGGUGGAGAUGUGUUCCCCUCAGAUCCUGUCGGGCUGGAGGCCUCUGUUCAGCGCUCUGAGGACAGUCCACAGCAGCAAGUCGGACACUAAGGACUACCUGCUGGGGGAAUACUCCAUGGGUAAAUCCCAAGCUCCGGUGUUCGAUGUCUUCGAGGCGUUCAUCAACACCGACAACAUCCAGGUGUUCGCCAACGCAGCCACCGACUACAUCAUGUGUCUGAUGAAGUUCGUCAAGGGCUUAGGGGAGCAGGACUUUAAGGAGAUAGGAGACUGUGUCCAUGCAUCUGGUUUCAGCUCCACUGACCUCUGCCUGCCCGCUCUGGACUAUCUCCGCAAGUGUUCACAGCUGCUGGCGAAGAUCUACAGGAUGCAGUCGAAGCCGGUGUUCCUGGGGGCGCGGCUCGCCAGCCUGCCAAUGAGAUCGCAGGAACGCUCGGUCAGCACGGAGGACGGGAUGGACUGUGUCCUGCAGGAGUUCGACGACGACACAGGUCUGAUCCAGGUGUGGAUCCUGUUGCUGGAGCAGCUCACAGCAGCCGUGUCAAACUGUCCUCGCCAGCACCAGCCUCCGACCCUGGAGCUGCUGUUCGCUCUGCUCAGAGAGGUCUCCACCGUGCCAGGUCCCGGGUUCGCUAUCUUCUCCGUCAUCCAGCUGCUGCUGCCCGUGAUGUCACUGUGGCUGCAGCGUAGCCACGGCGACCACUCCUACUGGGACGUGGCGGCGGCGAACUUCAAGCACGCCAUCGGCCUGUGCUGCGAGCUGGUGGUGGAGCACGUCAACAACUUCAUACACUCAGAUAUUGGUUACGAGUCUCUGAUCAACCUGAUGCUGAAGGACCUCUUUAAGCUGCUGGUGGCCUGUGUGUCGGAGCCUGCAGAGACCAUCUCCAGAGUGGGCUGCUCCUGCAUCAGGUACAUUCUGGUCACAGUGGGUCCGGUGUUCACAGAGGAGAUGUGGAGGUUAGCCUGCUGCGCUCUGCAGGACGCCUUCUCUGCUACACUGGAGCCUGUCAAGAACCUGCUGGCCUGUUUCCACAGCGGCUCGGACAGUUUCUCCGGAGACGCCUGCGAGGUGAAGGUGGCGGCUCCGUCCCACUCUCCUGCAGCCGAGGCCGAGUACUGGAGGAUCAGAGCCAUGGCUCAGCAGGUCUUUAUGUUGGACACCCAGUGCUCUCCAAAGACGCCCAACAACAAGGAGGGCUUCGAGCACGCUCAGUCCUGCGUGCUGAUCAUCGAGCUGCCGGCCGACCAGCAGUCCAACGGACACGCUCAGAAGAGGAUCCCCUUCCGCACCAUCGUGGUGAGCCUGCUGUCGCACCAGGUUCUCCUGCAGAACCUGUACGACAUCCUGCUGGAGGAGUUCGUCAAGCAGCCUGAGGGAAGUGAGAGGGUCACGCCGGUGACCUCCGACCCCAGCAGGGCCUCCGCUGGCUUCCUGCGCUACAUCUCCAUGACCAACCUGGCCAUCAUCCUGGAUCUGCUGCUGGACUCCUACAGGACGGCGCGGGACUUUGACACCCGGCCCGGUCUGAAGUACCUGCUGAUGAAGGUGUCCGGUGUGUGUGGAGCGGCCAAUCUCUACCGUCAGUCGGCCAUGAGCUUCAACCUGUACUUCCAGGCCCUGCUGUGUGCUGCGCUGAGCCAGGCCGACAGCAUGACGGCACAGCAGGUGAAGAGGAUGCUGUAUGAGGAAGAGGAGGGCAGCUCCGACUCCUCUCACCCCGGAUCCGCCUCCUCAGAGGAUGAAGACAUCUUUGAAGAAACAGCACAGGUGAGCCCCCCCCGCGGCAGGGAUAAGCGUCACCCCUGGCGGGCCCCUGUCCCCUCCCUCAGCGUGCAGCCUCUGAGCGGCGCUGACUGGGCCUGGCUGGUGAAGCGUCUCUACAAGCUGUGCCUGGACCUGUGCAGCAGCUACAUCCAGAUGCACCGCGACCUGGAGAGCACCCUGGAGGAGGUGGCUCUGCUGAGGGGGGGAGGGGGGGCGGGAGAGCACGUCUUCUUCCUGCCUCUCUUCCAGUCCGAGACCUCCACCCCUACGUCAGCAGGCGGGCUGUCGGCGAGGGAGACGCCAUCAGAGGACGGGGGGUUCCGGUGUCAGGUGGCGGACGGCACGGCGUCACCCGGAGACACACCCACCCCCAGCCCCGGAUACAGCUGCACCGGCAGUCUCCCCCUCAACCUGCGGUCGGGAGGAGACAGGAGGGACUCCACCCCCACAGGAAGCUCAGUGGGAGGAACACUUGGAGCCGCCGGGCCAGGGGGGAGGAGGAAGGAGUGGUGGGAGAGCGCCGGGAACAAACUGUACACCAUCGCCACAGACAAAACCAUCAGCAAGCUCAUGAUGGAGUACAAGCGGCGGAAACAGCAGCAGCAACAGCAGAGCAACGUCAACCUGUUCAUGAAGGAGCAGGGCCGUGCUGCAGGGGGGGGCGGGGCGGAGCAGCAGAGGCCCCCGCAGAGGCCCCAGCAUCUGGUGGACCAGCAGGGGCCACCACUGAGGCACUCUGUCAGCGCCGGGCCGGAGGUCCUGAGGCAGGAGAAGAGACCCCGAUCAGGGUCCACCAUCAGCUCCCACAGCAUCACCCUGAGGGACUCGGAGGCCCAGAUACAGGCGUGGAACAACAUGGUGCUGACCCUCCUGAACCAGGUCCUGCUGCUCUCGGACUCGUCCUUCCUGGCCCUGCAGCCGGCGCUCUACCCCUGCCUCAGCCAGCUGUCCUGUCACGUGACCGACGCUCGAGUCCGCCAGGCGCUGCGCGAGUGGCUGGGCCGCGUCGGCAGACUCUACGACAUCAUCGUGUGACGUCACAGCGAAGAAAUGCACCGAUGGAGAGCGCAGUCAGUGAAGGACGUUCAAAUUGAAAGGAGAAGGAGGUUGGUUCAGUGCUGUCAUGUGACGGCACCGCUGAUUGAUGAUUGGCCGAUGUAAUGCCAAUGUGAGCAUCAGAAAAAAUCUGUCUAUGGAUUUGUGGCCCCUUUUGAAGAACAUCAUGUGACUUUAAAUGGGAGGUUUUGAUUGGCAGAUGAAGAACAGAGGAUUCAGUCGCUUUGGUUAUGAUGGACAUGUUGUUUUUUAAAGGGAACGUGCCUCUUGUUCUUUAGUUCUUGUACCGUGUCAAAAGCUUUAAAUAUGAUUUACUUUUUAUCAGUCCUGCAGAAAGCUGAUUUGCAGAAUGGCUCAUAAUCUUAUGAUUGUAUUGUCAUAUUAUCCAAAGAUGCUUCCACCGGGGGAUGAAUAAUACACAAAUUACAUCAAGCUUUUGUUUCAUCCGUACGGAAGAGGAUUAGGGCUGGAAAAGAGUUUGGGAGAUCUGCCCAAAAGUGUCAGAAAAAAACCCUUUUAGUUCUGAGAGAAAGUCAGAAUUGAGAGAAAGUCAGAAUUGAAAGAAAGUCAGAAUUGAAAGAAAGUCAGAAUUGAGAGAAAGUCAGAAUUGAGAGAAAGUCAGAAUUGAGAGAAAGUCAGAAUUGAGAGAAAGUCAGAAUUGAGAGAAAGUCAGAAUUGAGAGAAAGUCAGAAGACAAAAUGCUAAAUGAUUACUUUUCUCAGAAUUCAGACCUUUUUCUGAGAACUCAAAGAAAACACAUUUUUGGGUCAGAUCUCAACAAUAAAAGGUCAGGUGUGUCCCUAAAUCUCUUCCGUAAUUCCUGAUGUGGAUGCAGACAUAAUCGUGGACAAAAACAAGGAUUUAUUUUCACUUUUACUCGUUACUUUUUCUUCUGACUGCAAAGACACCUUUCAGAGUGACCUCAGCUAAUCUCUGAGCUACACAGCGUCAGAUCAUCAGCAACAAAUCCAGCUCAAUGAGGUCAACAAGUGUCAUCAUAUUUCAUAUAAUGUCAUAUUAUUUAUUUACUUCUGCACAAUCAGAGAGUGAGGCCCGUUAAAUCUGCCGGAGACCUGUCUUUGCAUCCGAUCUGAAUCUGAUUAUAUAUUAACGUCGCUGCGAUGCAUUUUCUAUAUCCGUCUGUACUCCGUGCUUUGGACAGAAUGUGUAUUUAUUGUCUGAACUCAAACUCUCUGGAUCAAGUAUUUAUUUAAACCAAAUCCCACAAACAGAAUGUGUAUUUUGAGAGUCAUAUCAUGUGUACAUAUAUUAAUGUAAAUGAUUUAUUAUUUAAGAUAUUUAACGUGUCAUUUUUGGCAUUUUCUAUUCUCUUGUGAGUUGAAUUUUAUAUUUUACUUUCACUCCAUGCAGUAUGUGCUAACUGACUGACAUGAGCAAGGCACUAUGGCAGUGUGAGGUCAGAGGUUUGAUUCCCACAGUGAGAGACACUUGUACCAACCAUUGUUGAAAGGCCAAAGAGAGAUCAGUACAUGACAGCUGAAACCGUUCUCUGUCAUCAGAGGCGAAGAAACAGCUUUUACUUAAUUUCCUUUCCAAUAUCAAGCCAAAACGUAUCAAUUGUACUCAUAAUAUUUCAACAUUUACACCACCAACUAAGCAACGUCCUGCUCCACACAGGAUUCACCCUUCAGAUUUCAAUGACCCUGAGCCCUCUCUGAAGACCUCCUGCUGUCUGCAUGUGUCGGCAGAAAGGUGCCAUCUGUAGGUUGUACGCUUGUAUACUUAUAGUUAAAAUGCCACUAACAUCCCAGUGAAACAGUCAUGAAGUAUGUUUGGAUCAAAGACAUUGCAAGUGUUAUUAAUCCCUUUAAAUCUCAGAACGGUUACCAAACAGAGAUUAGGUUACGCAGAGAGAGCAGAAUCUGUACAAACUGAUUUAUGCCCCUGUGCUUUUUACAAGAGAUUAUCAGAGAGGGAAGCAGAGAGAGUGAACUGAAGCUGAGGGGGGGGCUCCUAACAAGAUUUACUCUCCUUUCCUCUCAGUUUCUCAUCAUCUAAACACUUUGUCUCUUUUGUCUGCUCUCCUUUGACUGCUGUCUGUCUGGUUCAUCCUGACCAGCUGGGAUUCUGCAGACCUCAUCUGUGACUCCAUGACUGAAUGCUACAGGUUGAGGCAUCUUUCAAUUAAGCAAUUGUUCAAAUCCACAGCUGCCUUUCAGACUCUAGUGUGUUCCAUAGGUUUGAGUGCAUGUAAAUGGUCUGCAGAGGCUAAAAUCCCAAAGUUCCGGAACAUGGUGACAUCACUAUAUAACGCACGCGCUUCUAUUGGCUGGCGCUCCAACACAUUGUGCGUGAUAGGCGAAGGGGGCGGGACAUCUCUAAGCGGGUUGACCAAUCACAACAGAGCCGGCCAGUUAACCAAUCAGAGCAGACUGGGCUCUGGUUUUAGACAGAGGGUGAGCUGCAGCACAGGCAGUAUGAGAAAAAUACAGAGUUUUCUGAACAUUGAAGGAGACAUGUCCCAGGAGAGACACUACAUACUACCAACCUAAACAUGGGAGCACCUUUAAGUGAGCCUAGGGUAACGUGGGGUUGUAAAACCAGAAAAUCCUCAUUUCUGACUACAUUAAUUGUCCCUGACCGGUCCCCAAGUGUCCUAUUUAUUUCUGUUUGAGGGCGAGCAGUGGGUGGACAGAUGUUGUCGGCCGUCAGUGUGAUCAGCAGCAGAGAGCAGGAUUUAUUCGGCGUUAAGUCGCUGACAGCUUCUAUAAAUACGGCAGUGUAAUGGUCGCCGUCCUGCAGCAACAGUUCGCUUGGUUUCAUUCAGACGCUUUAACUUGCACUUCUACUACGAACAUAGUUGACAUGCAUAUCGCAGAGAUUAAGAUGGGGUGCAGAGGUUGUGGCACGCUGGACUUCAUCACACGCUUCAUCUGUAAGCAGAUUGAAGCACUCAGUGUCGUUCAGUUCUGAGGAGAAAUCCGUCCGUUGUUGCAUCACCAGAAAGAUUUUUAUCACAAAGUCUUUGCAAGAUGUUAAGCUCUUUUUGUUUCUGCUUCAUCAAUGUUAGAGCUCAUCUUCUGUCUUUUUGCAGGGAGAAAAGUAAUCGCAUUUCUGCGCAUGAUUUACAGUCAAUUCAUCAACAGUUCUGUUGUGAAGUGGAGGGAUUACCGGGACAGAUUGAAGGCAGUGGGCUGAUGGAUGCUCAGAGUGCUAGAGAAGCUAGUUACAGGAGAAAGGUUUUCUCAAAACCUCUUCAGGAAGGAGUGAAAGCAAAGAAACACAAGAUAUUAUUUCUGGAAGUCAAAAGGACAUUCAGAACUAGAUGAAAAAAGGCCAAAAGUACAAUCAGAGACAUUUCUUUUUAGCCAAUAAAGUUCUGAAAUGUUCCUAACAGAAGCAGCCUGCUUUGAUUUGGUUUAUUUCUGGCUUAAACUCAAUAUUUCCAAGGGUAAAGAAGAAGGGUAAGUCAGGUUUUAGGAGGGUUCAGAGGACAUGGUGAUGAAACACCUGCAGGACAAAAGGAGUUUAGUCUUGGUGUCUCUACGGAGUAUUUCUGCCGCUGUGAUGAAGUAAACUGCUCUUACGGUAGAGAUCAGCAAGAUAGGAUUUAUCGGCUUCGAUGAUCUAACCAAUGCUGUGUUGAGUUGCAUUGUGGGAAGUGUAGGUUUCACUUCUUGGAUCAAACUCCAAAACCACCAUUAGUCAGGAUAUCUCUGACUUUUUUGUAUGAUUUUCACAAUUGGUUUUAAAACGUGUCAGUCAGAGUGAUGAGAGAAAGUAGUCGAAGUCACUAAUAAUUGGUUACUCCUGUUUAACUGAUCUCUAAUCAAACAUGCGUCAGAUACAACAUGGAAAUAGCUGUCAAAUCAUAUUAGUUGGUGCAUUCAGGUAAUUCCAUGGUACUUACAAAAGCAGCCCACAGGUGAAUGGGGUGAAUGACAUGUAGUAUGUAAAGCGCUUUGAGGGGUCGAAAAGACUGGAUAAAGCGCUAUAUAAGUACAAGUCCAUUUACCGUUUACCGUUUAACCGCACCUUUGUUGAUUUAGAUAGAAACACUGGAUCUGCUGCUCCUGAACCACUGGCCCUGAUGUCAAAGGUUGUGUCCCAUCAGUCAGUGUAACUUCACUCCAAAGACAAGGUGUGUGUCACAUUUGUGACUCCCUCCCAGUCGCAGAGGAAGGGCUUUUCUAGGCUGUUUUUGGAACGGCUCCACUGUACAAAUGUAAGAUAUCUCCACCAGUAUCCCUGCAUGACUGUGCAGACGUUCCUGACGUGAACGCAGCUUUUCUGCACACUCACUCGGGUGUUUGUUAGACUGUUUGCUUCCUCCUCCGCUGACCUUGAACGCCCCGCUGUUGGACCGGUCAGCUAAUGUCGUGGUUGUGAUUUCUAAAAGUGUAUUUUAUUUUCUGCUUUUGAUAUGAAAGUAAAGCUCCUGUAAUCUCUCCGUCUGGAGUUUCUACCUGCUCUGGCUGUGCCUGUCCGCUCUGUGUUGUACAAUAAAAGCUGUUUAUCUCA